Molecule: messenger RNA, 3639 nt
Organism: Moesziomyces antarcticus
Lineage: Eukaryota; Fungi; Basidiomycota; Ustilaginomycetes; Ustilaginales; Ustilaginaceae
Exons: 1
Coding region: 1-3639 (1212 amino acids)
Source: RefSeq, a predicted model, not a curated record
AUGACAUCCACGCGUCCACCACUCGACGUCAACCACCGCUCCGAGCCAGCCCCCUCGCGCCGUUCCAUAUCCAGCCAGGCCGCCUCCGCCUCCCGCGCCCUCACCUCCGUCGCUUCCUCUUCCGUAUCCACCCCUUACGGCGGCCUUCCCUCUUCGGCAUCUUCCUCCUCUUCGGCAUCUUCCUCCUCAUCCUUGGUCUCCUCAGCGCGACGCUCCAUAUCCUCGACCGGAAGAAACUCCUUCUCGCGCGCAAGUCCUUCCACAACUUCGCUCGUCAAGGAUCAAUCUCCCCGCUCUCGCAGCCGACGUAAUGGCAGCGCCAGCUCCAGCAGUCUGGUGCUCACCAGACCCGACAAUGCGACAGGCAUCCACCAGUCAAGCAACGCCGAGUCCUCCGCAUCUGGCUCCGGCAGCAAACGCGAAGCCGUGAGCGCUUCCGCCGCCUCCCAGAGCACCCGCCACCAGCGCCACCACUCGGCAGAGACGCUCCGCUUGGAUCUCGACGGCCUCGACCUCGGCGGAAACCAGUCUCUCGCCAACCCUUUCGGCGCUGCUGCUGCCGCCACCGCACCCGAUCAUCGCCAUGUCCGCUCCACUUCCAACAACGCCGCCAUCCCCAACUCUUCUUCGUCUUCCCGACUCGGCGGCUUCAUCGACCCCUUCAGCUCCAACAAACCCGUCGAUCUCAACCUCCACCAGCUCUGCGCAUCCUGCCCAACCGAUCCCCACACCUACCCCGCCCUCCACGCCCUCGAAGACAGCUUCUCCCUCCAUCUGCGUGCAGAGUGCUCCGACUAUCGUCAGAUCAUGCCCGCUCAGAUCGUUCUCAACGCUGCCGCCGACAGGGAGCUCCGCAUGCGCAACGCUGGCCCCGAAGCAACCGACCAAUACCGUCCGCGAGGCUAUUCCAUCAGUCACGGCCAGGUCCUCGGCGGAUUCGCGAGUCUCGGUCUCCAGACCGAGCCAGAUGCCGCGCCCACAGCGCCACCAACGCGCCAGUCGCCCGUCCGCGCCGACACCAAGCACUCCACUGACUCGUCCGAGCCGCCCAUCACGCCGAUCGAGUGGAGGGACAGCUUUGCAUCGCCCACCUCCGCCAGCUACGACGCCACGCCCAAGUGGGCGCAUCUCACCAGCAGGCCUUGCAAUCCGCUCGAGCCGCUCGACGUGCUCUCCAUCCAAGAGAUGGGCUUCCACAGCCUCGACGUCGGCAGCCUCAACGACUGGGAGGGCUGCAAACUCUCCGCAGAGAUCCUCUGCCCCAUCAACGGCCAUCAGCGCAUCCAGUGGUCCGUCGCUCAGACCACGCGCAGGACCAAAAAGUGGGUCGUCGUGCCCAACGCCACCAUCACCUGCGGCAAGCCAGACACUCUCGCCAAUGCCGAACAGGCAGAGAGGACCGUCGUCGUCAGCGCACGUUCCAUCUGGCUCGACGAAGCCGCGCAGACCGCAGCGCAAGCAAGCACCUCACACAAUCCUCCCAACCACUCGGCCAAACUUGCAACGUCGAACCGCAGCUCUCGCCCCUUCUCGGGCAAGUCGGGCUUUGAGCUUCGGCUGCUGCGCCCCACCUCGGGCCGCAUUUGCCCGCCCAUCUAUCUGGCCAACGCAUCGACGCAUCGAUCGCUUCAUCAGUAUCGCACCGACAUCUGCUUGCGAUCCAAGCCGAGCCAGGCUAGUUUGGUUGCAGACCGUCUCAGCCCGAGGCCGCCCCAGCCCGUGUAUCCGGUGCUUCGACGAUCGCGAUCGCGACCCUACCUGCGCCACCAGCACGUACCCUUGCGUCGCUCGCGCUCCAAACCCUACUUGAAGCCCGAACAGCACGCGGCCAACCAGGCGGUGGCUUCCAGUGUCGUCGCCGACGAUUUCGCGCCUUCGCUUCCAGGCGAUCCGCACCUGCGCAUGCAUCCGGGCGAGUCGUGGCCUUCGGCACGCUCGCGCUCGCCUCGACCGCGAUCGUCGUUCGACGCGACGUCGAGCAGCGAUGACGAAAGCGACGCCUCGUCGGAUGCAGAGAUCUUCUCGGCGCCCAAGACGCACGAGUCGGCGAGCGGCAGUGCCUCGUCUGCCUCCUACGACCACUCUCACAAGCCAGACAUGCCUCCAAGGUCGGCACCGGUCGCCAUGGUUUCCUCUGGCAACAGGCACGGCACAGGCCAGCGUUCUCCCUCGGAGAAAUCCGCCGCGACAUCGUGGCAGCACAGCAGCCUGGGCGAGUCUCAUACCGAUUCGUGGCAGGGCACCUCGCAGACCACCGCCGCGUCGGCCUCGUCUGCGAGCGCCAGCAGCAAGCAGAGCCGCAGCCGCAAGGGCCUGCAGCGCGCUCUGCAGAAGAAGGACAAGGUGCUCAACUCGUGGUUCAAGCGCAGACCGGACGCGUCGUCGGCAGCUUCGGCCGAUGGCCAAGCCCCGCAAGCCGAGGUGGCCAAUGGCGUGUCGCCUUCGGCAUCGGCGCUGCCGUCUCCGACCAGCGCGCACAGGAGUCUCAACGGCAGCCAGCCCGCUCGCAUGCCGCGGGAGAGCUCGGAGGCAAGUGCGGGUGUGGCGAGCAAGGGGCCGACGCCUCUGACCGAGACGGCGCUGGAAAGCUUCCAGAGGGCCAUGUUCCGACCGGCUUCGCCCGAGUCGACCAUCAUGGGAUCCAGAAGGGGCUCCGAGGCACUCACGCAAAAGGCAGUCGAGCCCAGCAACGCGGUGGGCGAUCGCUCGAUCCCCGACAAGGUGGCUACGAAUGGCGGCGCUCCUGGCACGGAUGCAGCUUCGGACAACCGCACGGGCGUGCACACGACGCUGUCGGCGCUGUACGGAUGGGACCGGGAACAGGCGGCGAGCAAGCUGCUGCCGUCGAGGGCUGUUGGCUCAGGCCCGGGCAGUGUAGCCUCGACACAGGGAUCUUCGUAUCUGGAUUUGGACGAGCAGGUGGCAUUGCUGGGCAUUGAUGCGGUGCCAGCUGAGGCGCUGACGAUGCUCAUUCCGCUGCCGCUGAUCGGGCGAUCGCGAGCGCAGGAUGCAGUGCGGUAUAUGCGCGUCAACUUUGUUCCGUUUGGCAGCUUGUCCGACUCUGUGGACACGCAGAGAAGUACGGCAUGGAGCGGGCUCAGUGGUGUGGGCUCGCCGGGCUCCGAGAGCGAAGCAGGGCUGUCGCACAGCACGAGCAACGGCAGCGGCAGUCUGGCAUCGGCUCGCGAGGCAGGCUCGGGCACGACCAAGACGUCGGAGCAGUCGAAUUGGAAGCGAAAGCUGGGACUGUCGGGUCGAAGCGGCGCGGGUGCCAACGGGCAGAACAGCGCCGCGAUUGGGGCUAGCCAGCUGGCUUCAACGACCGAGUCGCCCCCGCCAACGAGUGGCCCACAGGCGUUCCGCAUUACGGCGAUUGUACACGAUGCGCCGUGGACUGCGCCGGCGGCAUGUUCACCGCUGGAUGCACGCUUGCCCGAGCCAGGCACGUUUCCGGUGGUGUUGGGCUACUGCAACGGCUCCAAGACGCUCGAGAUGGUGCCCGAGGGAUGGGGCGCGCUCUCGCUCGCCGGCGUGCCCGUGCCCACCAAGCCGGACGGCUCGCCGUUGGAGGGUGUGCAUCCAUUGCAUGGCGUGACGGAUCUGAUCAUCUCGGCGUGUACCGCUGUGAUGGAUGUGUAA